GCCGGUUUCCGAAACGUUAUUCAAAUCUUCGAUCAUCUAAUCGAGCUGUUAGAUUUGAUCAACUGUUAACCAGUGACGAGUUUCUCAAACGUCGAUCAUCUUAAAAUUAUAUGAUCGUAGAAAAUCGAUUAUCUGACAUACGAUUUGGUAUCGAUACUGUCACAAUCGGCUGUCAUCCUUCAAAAUUUCAUUUUAUAACCAAAAAAUUUCAAUCCAUAGUAAAUAACUACAUAAUUUAUAUAAUUAAAAAAUAUAUUAAAAAUGAGCAAUACCAACGGAAAUCCUCCACGCAAAAAUUAUACUGAGAGAGAGAGAGAAAUGUUUGCUGUUGGAAAUAAUUGGAAAAUACAAGCAUAUUAAAUUGAAAACAAAUAAUGUACCAAUGCUAUGUCCACCAACCAAAACAAUGAAACCUGGGAAAAAUAGCGCUGAAUUUCCCAGAACACCCAAGCAGCUGAACACUGCAUAUAUAAACUUAAAAAGGGUCACUAGCCAAAAAGUAGCAGAGGAAAAUAUUCAAAAAUAUAAUGAGCAGAAGGUUUUGGACCAGUUGAAGAGAGACCAAACUGCGGACAAAAAAGACAUACUUGCAACAGGUGGUGGCACAUUUAGGCCUCGUCUCACAGAUGUAGGGGCACAAAUGUUGAGUUUGAUUGGCAAUCAAAUCCAACCUUUACCCAACAGUUGUGACAGUGCAUCUGGUUUCUUCACAUCUGUUGCACAAGACAGUCAAGUGGAAGUAGAUUACCUACAAUUGGAAGACACAUAGCAGACAUCCAAUGUACCCUCUACUUCCACUGUGCUGCUCAGUACACCCACGACAACUGCUGUCCUGCCCAAGAAGACAGCCAAGAUGUCUCAGGCUCGUUCAAAAAAUAAAAAAGUAAAAGAUGUAGGGAGCGAAACCCUUAAUGUAUCUUUUACAAAAAAAAUUGAAACAGCAAGACUAGAAAAAAGAAGUAAGAUAGUAUUUUUCAACAAGAAAAAAAGAAAUUUUAGAAGUAGAGCUUCAAAUAAAAAAAUUCGAUCUCAAUAAAUUAUUCGGUAAUAGUGGUUAGGUAUGUACCUAAUAAAGUAAUUUUAAAUAAAAAUUGUAAUUUCUUUAAAUAAUAAAAUUAAUAAAAAAUG
Messenger RNA from Diabrotica virgifera virgifera (western corn rootworm), 1128 nucleotides. RefSeq lists its product as uncharacterized. The transcript has 5 exons. The coding region runs from base 383 to 769 and encodes 128 amino acids. The record is from RefSeq and is a predicted model, not a curated record. Lineage: Eukaryota; Metazoa; Arthropoda; Insecta; Coleoptera; Chrysomelidae.